Molecule: messenger RNA, 3148 nt
Organism: Lingula anatina
Lineage: Eukaryota; Metazoa; Brachiopoda; Lingulata; Lingulida; Lingulidae
Product: lysosomal-trafficking regulator-like
Molecular function (GO): protein binding
Source: RefSeq, a predicted model, not a curated record
GUACUGUGAUCACCCCGGGGCUUGCCUUCCAUCUGUUUGGCCUGGGUCCAGACUGCUGUAGUGUUAGCCAGUGUGACUCUUCAGAACAGGAGGCUAUCUACAUGUAUCAUAUCAAUCCUCAGUCUUUAGACACCGCUGGUAUCAAUCAGGAGGUCCUCAUAGGCAACAGGAGUGAAGAUCUGCAACCUCUAAGGGAAAAUUUGCUCAUGGUCUACAUACCAAAAAACCCACAACAGGUCAACAUGUAUGACCCCUGUGGUCCAAAAGAUGGCAAAACCCUGACACGGCUAGCCAUGUCCCUAUCCACAGCACAGAAGGCCAGCAAUGAGAAGAUCUUGAGGCAGCCUCUGCAGGUGAAACCAAUCAAGGGGCAGUCCAGUGUGUUCCCUCUCAUGCAUCGCGGCAUAGAAAUCACCGUUGAUGAGAUAGGAGGAGUUGGAGUUUUCCUGUUUUUGUUUGCAAAGGUGGUGGAAAACUCCACAGAGCAGGAGCAAGCAAGUGCUCUCCGCCUGUUGUUCAGUCUACUAAGACACAGUAAGAAACAUGCCCAAGACUUCAAGGAAAUGUCAGGAUACUCCCUGCUGGCCAAGGUCAUGUCCACUGAUAAGUUCAUCAACAGCUUUCAGGUCUUGAAGGUUCUUCUGGAUGCCUGCCUCAGUGAAUCAGUUAUCCACUUCAACACAGUGACCAAGGCAUACUCAUUUAUUCCAUAUGCCAAAGCCAUAAUCCAAGAUGUCAGUAUUGUUAGAGAGAUCUUGCUGGCUUGGAAAGUGUGGGACAAAGGAAAUGUGGAAGUGUGGCAUUUGUGCUUUGUUGCAUUGGAGGAGUUGAUCAAAGAACAACACCCUUAUAGGGAGUUUAAUAGACAGCAACUCCACUGUGCUAAAACUGUGGACAAGUUGUUAGUUACAUGCCAGGAAAGGAUCCAGGAGGCAUGUCCCUCUCUGCCACUACCAAUCUGCAGUAGUAUGGUGAAGAUCAUAGGUCACAUGAUGGGGAGUCCUCCUGAUAUUAACAUAGUAGUCACAGUGUGCGAUUUCCUCCUCAUUGCUCACCCUGCUGCUAGCACAUUCAUCAACCACACUGCAGAUUCAUUUUGGUUCACACAUCACUGGGCUUCUGGCAAAAAAGAAAAGAAGAAAGAGAAGCAGAGUUUGUCCAGCACACCCUCUAAGGGCAGAAGUCCCAGCAGAACCUGGCAUCGUAGCGUUGAAGAUGUGGUAGAAACUGACCAACGAAAUCUUACUGCAGAUGUCAUUGCUGGAGAGAGAAGACUGUCUGUUAGCUUACCAAGUUCUCCAAACACUGUCAAAAGGCAGUUGAGCUUCAAGGAUAGUAAUUUCCAGUUUGUGGCAUCCGAAAACAGUGACAGUGACAUACUUCUCUCAUCUGCUGAAUCUAGAUCUAGAUCACAAACAUACCCACCUUUAGCAGGUUGCCUCGAUCAAAAAGAACUGACUCAUGCGCUGACUACUAUUUCAACUGACACAAAUGAGGAUAAUAUUGAAGACAAGGAAGCUUUGAAUGACGUGGAAAAUGAAGAAGUGUUCCCACCACCUCAAGUUGAAGAAAAUGAUAAUUCUGAAGAUAUCUUUUCUAAAGCAAGAAAUUCAGCACAUACAAGAAUAAAUGUUCAUUCAACUACCAUGGACUCUGAUGCUUGUGUCAUCUCCCUGGGGUCAGCUUCAGAAGAUCAGAUUGAGCACAGAGAUACUUUCAGAGGCGGGGAUCAGGAAGGUCCUGAGAUCUCAGCGAGGAUCCCAAGUAAAGAUCAUUCAACCCCAGAAUCCUACAUGACUGCUGUAUCUGGUUCUAGUGUUAAUACCAAGAUUGCAGAUGAUACCAGUCCUGUUAUAUCACCAGGAACUGGUGAAGUGACUGAAGGUGGCGCCACUGCACAGUCUAAACCUAAAGAGUUGCAGAAUGACAGCAGUAACCUUUUAAGUGAUGUUAGCAAUAGUCAAAGUGAAGACUGGGAACUGUAUCCAGAUCCAACUUCUAUGAAUAGUGUGCAAGUUUCUCUGGAAAAUGCCAAUAAAGAUGGCAUUGAUGAGGUAGAUGAAGGAGAGAAGGGAUUAGUGGUCGUCUGUUCAGGCCUGCUUCAGCUUUUGCAAGGAGUUGUGAUAAAUUUGUGUGAUGUAGCUUCCAAGAGGAUACUGGGAAUGGUUUUACGUCCUGAGGUCCUGUUAGUGUUGGCUCAUCACAAUUCUCCUGAGAUCAGAACUGCAGUAGUACAGCUCCUAGAUGUCUAUUUCCACCGUGCCACAGAUGAACAGUGCGAGAACUUCCUGAAGAUUCAGGGAUUCCACCUUCUAGGCAGUCAGCUCCACCAGCACCAGGCCACCCGCUCUCUGGUGGAGGCCUGCCUGGCAAUGGUGUUUGGGAAGUUACACAGCAUGAUAGAUGACAUCGACCCUAACCAGCUGUCAGACCUCCGCCCACUGCAACAGUCAGCCAUCACCCCAGUCCUGGCACUGAUGGAGAAAACUGUCUAUGACACAUCCCUGUGCCAUAAUGCCAUAUGUCUGCUCAUUCAGCUGUUUGAGACGGCCCCACAGAUGACGCAGGUGAUGCUGGAGAAUGGUCUGGUAGAGGUGCUGGGCAACAUGGUAGCAGCCAUCAACAAGAAUGAACCUAGAAUAUCUGACAUAAUUGGUGAGGAUGAGCAGCAGAUUGUAGUAGAAGAUAUCCAGCAUUUUGCUGCCAUGAUUGCAGUCAAGACAUUCAGCACAUCAGGAGUGUCAUGCUACCAGCAGUUUGAUGACAUGAUGACAAUGUUUUCUAUAUUAGAGAUGAAGGAGGAAGAAAGAUAUGGCUUGCAGUCAAGAGCUGUGGAAAAUGUCCGCAGCAUCCAGUGUUCAUGUUUCCAAGCUGUUUUAGAAUUUGUAGAGACCAAGUGUACAAUAGAAGACAGAGGGGUAGUGGCUAAUCUGCCAUUGCCAUAUAUAAAGUCUGCUUCAUCCCUGAAUGAUCAGAGCCCUCUGGCCCUCCCAGUUGUCACCAGUCGUAGGAAGACAGAAGGUGCAGUGUCCUUGGUCCCUGUCAGUGAGAGAGAAGUCACCCUGGAAGUAAGUGAAGAGAGUCCAGAGAGUGGUGCUGAGGAUGUGGUGGAUACUGUUUUUAACCUCAAUGCUUCUAGAACAGAGAG